Molecule: messenger RNA, 381 nt
Organism: Arctia plantaginis
Lineage: Eukaryota; Metazoa; Arthropoda; Insecta; Lepidoptera; Erebidae
Source: the annotation of a GenBank genome assembly
AUGGCUUCUUUCUUCUUUGAAAACAAUUAUUCGCUCAGUCAUUUUUAUCUGCAUUCUCUAUUCUCCACAGGAGUGAACGAACUCGAGCGACAGAACAAGAUCACAAAGCAAAUUCUGGAAGCCUUUAUACAGAAGAAAUUGGGCCUGAGGAAUAACAGCUAUAGGGCUCCGUCAGUGUUCGAGAUCUUGCCAAUGCCAGCAUUAGUAACCGCGAAGAAGCCUGAGCCAGUCGAUGAUCCUGAAGAAGAAGUACAAGAUCAAGAUAAUCUAGACAGUAAAGAGAGCCAAGAAUAUAAUGACAGCGAAAGUCUGCAGAGUGUUGAGAGUGAACAGAUUAAUUCAAUAUAUAACACCGAAGGCAUGUAUCCUUUCUUAUUGUAA